Hibiscus syriacus is the source of this 726-nucleotide messenger RNA. RefSeq lists its product as uncharacterized. NCBI's taxonomy places the organism in Eukaryota, Viridiplantae, Streptophyta, Magnoliopsida, Malvales, Malvaceae. The coding region runs from base 1 to 726 and encodes 241 amino acids. The record is from RefSeq and is a predicted model, not a curated record. The transcript has a single exon.
AUGGAAAAUCCAUUGAAAACCCACAAAUAUGGCAAGAGCUAUGAUAGUCACAAGGCAAAAGGCAUGUCCUCCUUUGCUUUCCUUCUUUCCAUUGUGAUCAUCUACGUCUCUAUCUUCUACAUCUUUAGCCUUUCUCCUUCCACUCUUUUCAGUAAUCCCAAGUUCUGGUUCGCCAUUUACAACACUCUCAUCCUCAUCAUCGCAGCCGAUUACAGCGCUUUCGCUUCCUCCAACAAUCUGAAACCCGACCUUUACGAGGAAUAUGUGUUGCAUGGCCAAGCAAGGAGGACACAUAUUACUGCUGUGCCUGUGACUGUUCCUUCAUUUGUCGAAGAAAGCAGUCCCAAAGAAGAAGAAGACGUAGGUGAUCAAAAGAAAAAUGAAAUCCCAGUAAGAAUAUUGGAUGAUAAAUUGCAACAAAAAGAACAACGUCCCAUGAAACUUGAUGAUGAAGCUUGCGAUCAUCAGACAAUUAAACCCCGAACUAUGAGAAGAAGCAAGUCUUAUAAAGUGAAACGUGUUGCAUGUCAUGGAAGGGAGAAUAAUUUGCAGACAUCGAAGACUGAUGAAGAGAAAGCGUCCAGAGAAGAAGAUCAAAACGAGUUCUCGACCAUGUCGGAUGAGGAACUCAACAGGAGAGUUGAAGAGUUUAUUCGAAAGUUCAACAGGCAGAUUAGGCUUCAAGGUGUUGGAAACCGCCAAGUUUUACAAUACGAAUACGAGUAG